Messenger RNA from Zophobas morio, 1831 nucleotides. RefSeq lists its product as uncharacterized. The transcript is spliced from 2 exons. The record is from RefSeq and is a predicted model, not a curated record. Bases 704 to 1363 code for a protein of 219 amino acids. Lineage: Eukaryota; Metazoa; Arthropoda; Insecta; Coleoptera; Tenebrionidae.
CACUGUCAGUUAACCUUAUUAACCAGUUAUACUAACGAAAUGUGGUCAUUCUUUAAAGGAAACAAGAAACUUGUUGCAAACCAGGGUACCCAGACAGUAGUUAGCAGAAAAUAUCGUGGCGAAAUUAAUCUUAAACCUGAUGAAGAAGAAAAGCUUUUCUUUUCGCUGUUAGAAUACACUCCAUAUCAAGAUAUUCAGGGUCAAAACAACAAGAUUAUUAAUUUACCGCAACCAAAACCGCCGAAAGCUUUAUUAAGAAGUGCGUCCAACGCCAGAAACAGAAAUUUUCUUUUAUUAGAUGAUGAUGGCGUACAAGAGUUAUUUUUGCAAAUGAGUGCACGGUCAAGAAGCAGCAGUUUGAAGAAGGUUAUUGUAUUGUAUCAAGACAGUGAGACUCAGACCGUAUUACACGCACAACCACAUAUUUUGCAGGAUGAUCAGGUUGCUAGUGUUAGCGCUGAUGCUGCUAUACAAACGAAUCCUGUAAGAAAAGGCAUGCUUAAAUGAUAAAGAAAUAAUAUAACAAUAAUUAUUCUGUUAUUUGUUGUAAUGUUAUUUUUUGUCACCACCUAUGUUUGUCGUAUUGAUUAUCAAGACAGUAUAUGUCAAAAUAACAGUUUGUGUUCGUCCAAAAAAUAUGCAACUUUUGUUGGAAAUUAUCGUGUAACUGCAUUUUGCUACACAGUUCCAGAUACAAAAACUCAUGGACAGAUUUCUGUUGCGGAGUAAGUCUAGUUCGAGCAUGGAUGACAAUAAACAUUACUCUUUUCACGAUACCAUUCUCCGGAAAUUCAAGUUCAUCAAAACGCUGAAGAACUAUGUCCUUUCCAAAAUUCGCAGUGCCAAAUACGACUUAGGCAACGGUUCCCACCAAGAAGUCAGCGUCAUUUCGUACGAUCAACGGAGCUUCACCGAUGUUGAGAAAGAAUUUGAUUUACAAACAUCCGUCAAAGUAGAUACACAAGCUGUUCAAAAUUUAAAGAAAGUUUUAAACGAAAGCCUCCAUAAUAAAAAUGUACAGAACAGUACGUAUUUAGAACUGUUAGAAAUUGCCGAAAAGACUUUCGCACGACAGCUGGACAUAUUCGAAGGAAUAUUAACAAUACUUAAUGCAAAAAAUAGUGAAAACAAUUGUGUGCAAAAGAAACAGAAACAAUUAGUAGCAAGCUUCAUAAACGACGAAUCGAUCGAUGCCUUCGCGGAAAGUAUUGUCAAAAAUUUGAUCAACGAGAUUACGAAAAGUAUUUCGGGUACAGGACAACGAUCUGUUGAAGGAAAAUUGAACGCUGAGAUUGAGGAAGAUCUUGGAUAUUCUUAUCAAAUUAAGCAAGCUAAAGUGCGGACGUCAAGAGCCGAGGAUUAAUGAAGGCACUGCACAUUCGGUGCACAAAUGGAACUGCAAGCAAUUAAUGCAAUAAAUGUGUAAAAUUUUCUAGUUUUGUUGAAGUUCUUAAUAACAAGUUUAGCAUUUGGAGUUCUAUGAAAAAUCUGACACAUUUUAACUUCUAGUCGAUGUUUUAAAAAUUUUCAUCAAGUUGGUAUACAGGAACGCGAUGGUAUGGAUGUUGCGGGGUACAUAUUAAUCGUGCCACCUUCAAAAAAAUCGUAAAUGGAAAAUUAACAGCAAUAUCCAAAAAAAUUAUAGAUUCUAUUUGCAGCAAAAAUACUCAUUUUAAAUUCUGGGUGACUAUUAAUGAUCGAAGCAAAUUUUUGUGUUGGCAGAUCUGAAUUACUGGCAUCCAUGCUGCUACGUCAGUUCACAGUUGUAAAUUUUGCCAUGAAAUAUUAGUAGUCACCCGGUAGUUUCUUUAUGAAUAAUGCAUAUUAAACU